CACAGCCAACUCGCCCUCCCGCCGCCUCCCAACCCUCGAGCAACCCUCUUCGAGCCCAGCGAGCGAGACGGUCACCAUGCAGGGCGUCGUACGAGCCGGUGCGCGCGCAGCAGCACGCUCGUCCCGCCAGAUAGUUGCGGCUUCUGGUCGGAGGUCCUUUCCUCGCGCCCUCGUCGCCAGCACCACCCCGAGCCGCCUGUACACCACGGGAGACGGCCAGAAGUCGUCCGUAUACGCCGCGUUCCUCAACCUGCUCGCCAGCGCCAGCUCUCGCAGGGAAGUCGACCAGUACCUCGGCCAAUUCCGCUCCGUCAAGCCGCACCAGUUCGCCGUAGUCAAGGUAGGAGGUGCCAUCCUCACAGACCACCUCGAUGAGCUAUGCUUUGCUCUGCAGCAAUUGCACGCCAUUGGGCUGUAUCCCAUCAUUGUCCAUGGAGCUGGUCCCCAGAUGAACCAGACUCUCUUGGACUCUGGUGUCGAGCCGGACUUUAUCGAUGGGAUAAGAGUCACAGACAAGAAGACGCUCGGCAUUGCGCGCAAGCUCUUCUUGGAGGCCAACAUGGACCUUGUCAUGACACUUAAGAGAAAUUGGGGAGUCCCUGCCCGUCCCAUCACCGCUGGUGCUCUGCAGGCGGACUACCUCGACAAGGAGAAGUGGAAGUACGUUGGCAACAUCACCAAGAUCAACCCCAGGGCGAUCAUGGAUGCCAUUGAGAACAAGGAGCUUCCCAUUCUGUGCUCCAUGGCUGAGACUGAGGAUGGCCAGAUCCUGAAUGUCAACGCCGAUGUCGUUGCUGCUGCUCUUGCGCGCCAGUUCGAGCCCAUGAAGGUCAUCUACCUGUCCGAGAAGGGUGGGCUGUUCAACGCCGAGACUGGCAAGCUCAUUUCCCACAUCAACUUGGAGGGUGAGUACGAUAGCUACCUGAAGCAGCCCUGGGUCAGGUACGGCACCAAGCUUAAGAUCGUUGAGGCCAAGAAGCUCCUGGACGGCCUCCCACGCACAUCUAGCGUCGCCAUCACUCACCCCCAGAACCUUGGAAAGGAGCUGUUCACACACACUGGUGGCGGUACCCUGAUUCGCAACGGCGGCAGCGUGAAGGAGGUCAGCGAGUUCGAAGACUUGGACGUUGAUGCGCUUUCCCAGGCAUUGGCUAGGGAGCACGGAGGCGCCGAGGCCACCAACGCCGUCAAGCAGUACAUCGAGAAUCUUAAGAGCCGCCCCUUUGAGGCAUUCUUCGACGAUUCUAUGGGUGUCGUUACUAUCGUAUACCCUCCCGGUAAGGACGGCGAAUUCGCUCAGCUCUCGACCUUCACCACGACCAAGGACGCUUUCCUCACCAAUGUCUCCGACCUUGUAUUCGAGCGCAUGAAGCAGAAGUACCCCAAGAUGUACUGGGUUGUCGAGAGCCAGGAGCAGAACCUCGUCAAGUGGAACUUGGAGAAGACUGACGGCUUCCUUCGCCGCGAGAAGGAGAUCUUCUGCUGGUGGGGAUCAGCAGAGUCUUCCGAGAUCUUCGGUCUCUUGGAGAAUUACUCGAAGCAGGGCCGCUCCAUUCUUAAGGACAGCCUGGAGUCGCAGUUCAGGAGGGCAGCAGACUUUGUUGCGGGUCUCAAGCAGGGUCAGCAGACCCGCAGCUACUCGACCAUCGCUGGAUCACGAACAAUGGGCCAGUCUGCCAGGCCAUCAUUGAGGCAGAACAAGAUCGCACCGGCUGCAUCCCGUGGCUUCGCAACCACUGCAUCGCGCUCCCAGGACUCCACCAACCCCAACCCGCCAUACGGCAACAAGUUCGCAAGCAAGGACUACCCCUCGAAGGUUGCUCUCAUUGGUGCUCGUGGAUACACAGGCCAGGCGCUCAUCGAUCUGUUGAACAAGCACCCCAACAUGGAUCUGCGUCACGUCUCAUCUCGUGAGCUCAAUGGCCAGAAGCUGGAGGGCUACACCAAGCGCCAGAUCACAUACGAGAAUCUGUCUCCCGACGAUGUUGAGGCGCUGGCCAAGAAGGGCGAAGUUGACUGCUGGGUCAUGGCCCUACCCAAUGGUGUCUGCAAGCCUUUUGUGGAGGCCAUCGAGAGGUCUGGCAACACACAGUCCGUCAUUGUAGACCUCAGCGCCGACUACCGAUUCGACGACAAGUGGACUUACGGUCUCCCCGAGUUGAUUCCCCGCCGCAAGCUCGAUGGCGCUACACGGAUAGCCAACCCUGGCUGCUACGCAACCGCCGCUCAGCUCGGUAUCGCACCUCUUCUCGACUUCAUCGGUGGACAGCCCACUGUCUUCGGUGUCUCUGGUUACUCGGGAGCGGGCACCAAGCCCAGCCCCAAGAACGACGUGAACAACCUCACCAACAAUCUGAUCCCUUACAGCUUGGUCGACCACAUCCACGAGAGGGAGAUCUCGAGGCAACUGGGCACUGAGGUAGCGUUCAUUCCUCACGUCGCUGUCUGGUUCCAGGGUAUCCACCACACCAUCUCCAUUCCUCUUAACCGCACCAUGACCUCGCGCGACAUCCGCAACCUGUACCAAGAUCGCUACGCCGGUGAGAAGCUCGUCAAGAUCGUUGGCGAGUCGCCGCUCGUCAAGAACAUCUCGGGCAAGCACGGUGUUGAGAUCGGUGGUUUCGCUGUUCACAGCUCGGGCAAGCGCGUCGUGAUCAACGCUACCAUUGACAACCUGCUCAAGGGUGCGGCGACACAGUGUCUGCAGAACAUGAACUUGGCUCUUGGCUAUGGCGAGUACGAGGGUAUUCCGUACUAGAUGGACAGAAUCUUGGAGAGCUCGUUGGUACUAUCGAGACAUCAUCGGAAUGUGUAUAUCCCAGCCAUGGGUGGGAAUGCACGUUUGGGUUUGGCCGAAGAGGGAAAGAGAGAAGAAGUCAAGGUUGAGUUAGGCAAGAAGUUGAAGCAUCAACAUCAGGCGCACAUUGGGUGGCGGCGCAAAGCACCAUUAGACAUGGCUUUUUCCUUGUACAUACCACAUUGUACUGCUUGUAUGGUAUAGAGCGUAAAAGCGCUAGGGGGGGCUGUUCAAUCAUAAUUCAUACUCAACA
This is a messenger RNA of Macroventuria anomochaeta, 3050 nucleotides long. RefSeq names its product bifunctional acetylglutamate kinase/N-acetyl-gamma-glutamyl-phosphate reductase. Gene Ontology annotation, molecular function: NAD binding; NADP+ binding; acetylglutamate kinase activity. The transcript is spliced from 2 exons. NCBI's taxonomy places the organism in Eukaryota, Fungi, Ascomycota, Dothideomycetes, Pleosporales, Didymellaceae. The record is from RefSeq and is a predicted model, not a curated record. The coding region runs from base 77 to 2758 and encodes 893 amino acids. Gene Ontology annotation, biological process: L-arginine biosynthetic process. Gene Ontology annotation, cellular component: mitochondrion; cytoplasm; mitochondrial matrix.